This is a messenger RNA of Eleginops maclovinus (Patagonian blennie), 1912 nucleotides long. Its product is annotated as C-C chemokine receptor type 2. The transcript has 5 exons. Gene Ontology annotation, biological process: calcium-mediated signaling; immune response; cell chemotaxis. Gene Ontology annotation, molecular function: C-C chemokine binding; C-C chemokine receptor activity. The record is from RefSeq and is a predicted model, not a curated record. NCBI's taxonomy places the organism in Eukaryota, Metazoa, Chordata, Actinopteri, Perciformes, Eleginopidae. Gene Ontology annotation, cellular component: membrane; external side of plasma membrane. Bases 694 to 1716 code for a protein of 340 amino acids.
ACAUUUCAAUUUUCAAACCUCUAAUUAAUAUAGAAUAAACCUUCUUACACUCCAUCACCUUCUACUCCUACGAACGCAGUGUGAAGUUGAGGAUUGUUGGUUCACGGGCGUGUGCGUAAACAACAUCAGCCACAGGAUGUGGGGGUCGACAUGGUGUCAAAGCAGGUGGUUCUGCAAAUGUUGAUAGUGAGAGGAAAAAAAAGUUUGCGAUGUGGUUUAAGAGAGAUCACAUGAAUUUGAUUAUGGUCAGGGUAGGAGGAAAUUUGUGAUAUUCAUAGACAGCUGUGUGUUAAUCCUGCAUCUAGAUUGUUGAUGUUUGUUAAUGUUUAUUGUACCUCUUACAUUACAGUACAUAGGGAGAAGGUUCAAUAUUGUGAGGUUAUCAUCAGUUACAGUAAACACUAAAAUCAUAACGAUGGAAUUCUUUCAGAUUUCCAUUUUCUUUUAAGGUUUGACAAAGACGCCGUUGAACUUUGUUACAGAAACCUUUCAGACAUGAGUCCGGAAUUGAUGAAUAUAUGCGAAAGGUUCAACUUAAAGGGCAGGAAAGUCCAGAACAUCUCUAAAUUCCCUCGCAUUUAGUCAUACGUGGUUUUUGUUCAAAAUGUUUCUUGAUCAUUUUAGAUUUGUGAGUAGAGGCAACACUUCAGAGAACAACAUUGAAUUAAGAGGACCUCAUUGUUGAUAUCCAGUAUGAAUACAUCAGAGAACAAGUCAUUUGACUGGGAUUACAAUGACACCUGUGAUCAGGAUCCCUGUCCAGAGUUACCCAAUGGAACCGAAGUAUUGCACGUGCUGUACUUCAUGCUGUUUUUUCUAAGUGUGCUAGGCAACACCACUAUUUUAUGGGUUCUCAUCCGAUACAUAAAGCUGAAGACGAUGACGGACGUAUGCCUCCUCAACCUGGCUCUGUCUGACCUCAUACUAGCUGCAUCCAUGCCCCUCUUGAUCAACUCUCAGAACCUGGCAUCCUGCAAACUGCUGACAGGAGUCUAUCAGUUGGGCUUCUACAGCGGGAAUCUGUUUGUGAUCCUUAUGAGUGUGGACCGCUACCUAGCCAUUGUCCAUGCAGUUGCAGCCAUGCGAGCGCGCACACUUCGCUAUGGAAUCAUGGCCAGCAUCACUGUCUGGAUAAUUUCAGUCUUCAUGGCUAUCCCUGGCUUGACAUUUGCCACCGUCGAGAUAGAUCCAGAAGACAACAGCUCCGAUUGCCAGCCACUGUAUCCAGAGGACAGUCAGCAAAUGUGGAAGAUGCUGCGAAACUUCAGCGAAAACACAGUGGGGCUAUUUGUGGGCCUCCCCAUCAUGGUCUUCUGUUAUGUGAAAAUACUUGUUGUGCUGUCCAAGUCCAGGAACUCCAAGAAAGGCAGAGCUAUAAAGCUAAUAUUCACAAUAGUGUGCGUGUUUGUUGUGUGCUGGGUCCCCUACAAUCUUGUGGUUCUUCUUAAAACUCUACAGCUGUUCCUGGAAACCCUGAAGACCUGCCAGGCUGCAAAAGCCAUCGACUCUGCAAUGGCCUUUGCUGAGAUCAUUGCACUGUCCCACUGCUGUGUAAAUCCAGUCAUCUAUGCAUUUGUAGGGGAGAAGUUUAGGAAGUCCCUACAUAAAGCGCUGACUAGGUACCUCUGCUGCAGUAAGCAUAGCAGAAGGACUCUCAGCCACAGAGACACCACCGAGAAAGAGACGUCCAACACGCCUGUAAAAUCGGAUUAUUAAGAAUGCUAGACACACAUUGUUACAAAGACAGUGCAGUACAGCUCCCUAAAAAAUUAAGAUCACUCCUAAUGUUUCUUAAUUCUUUAUUUCUACAUGUAUGGCAGCCAUUCCAGUGUCUGUUGAAUUCCAACACAGAGAAAUUUAACAUUUAACUGAAAGACAUACCUAUAAAUAAUAAAACAAGAGAAAAUUAUAA